Molecule: messenger RNA, 2089 nt
Organism: Paralichthys olivaceus (Japanese flounder)
Lineage: Eukaryota; Metazoa; Chordata; Actinopteri; Pleuronectiformes; Paralichthyidae
Product: zinc transporter ZIP3
Biological process (GO): zinc ion transmembrane transport
Cellular component (GO): plasma membrane
Molecular function (GO): zinc ion transmembrane transporter activity
Source: RefSeq, a predicted model, not a curated record
CCCGGUCAUAACAUGUGACGUAUGCGGAAGCGUAUUCGUUCAUCCGAGGAGCCGCGGAGCAGAGGCACAGCGGACCGUGGCCCGGGCAGGUCGAUGUAAUGAUGGCGUCCUCUCUUUAGCACCUGCUAAGUGUUAGCGGCGUCAGGAUGCAGAUCCUGGUGAAGAAGCUUCUCGGCCUGCUGGGAUUGUUCGGCCUCAUGCUGGCUGGCAUUCUGGUCCCAGUGCGCCUCCUGCUGGUCGACUACGACAAGGCACACAAGUACAGGAGAGCGCUGUCUCUCUGUAACUCGUUUGGAGGAGGCGUGUUCCUCGCGACAUGCUUCAACGCUCUGCUGCCCGCCGUCAGAGACAAGGUGGGCGACGUGUUUCAAAAGCUGCAGAUCAGCAGUAAUUAUCCUCUGGCGGAGACGAUGAUGAUGCUGGGUUUCUUCCUCACCGUGUUCGUGGAACAGGCCGUCCUCACCUUCAAGAAGGAGAAACCAUCCUUCAUCGACCUGAAAACCUUCAACGCCGGCGGCUCUGAGGCCGGCAGUGACUCAGAGUAUGAUACGCCCUUCAUCUCCUCAGCAGGGGGAUCACCUGACGGGGCCAGAGGCAGCGGUCACCGCUCACAUGGACACCUGCACGGACACUUCAACCCGGUGGAGCUUGCGGGGGCAAGGCCUCUGCGGCUUGUGAGCCUGGUCCUGGCUCUGUCGGCUCACUCGGUGUUUGAGGGUCUGGCGCUCGGCCUGCAGGAGGAUGGAGCCAAGCUGGACAGCCUCUUCCUGGGUGUGGCCGUACAUGAGACGCUGGCCGCUGUCGCCCUUGGCGUCAGCAUGGCCAAGGCGUCACAGGGCAUGAAAGAUGCUGCCAAGCUGGGUGUCACCGUCAGCCUGAUGAUCCCACUGGGCAUGCUGGUAGGAAUGGGCAUCGAGUCGGCUCAGACGCUGGCGGGUGGCGUGGUAUCAGUGGUGCUGCAGGGACUUGCAGCCGGGACCUUCCUGUUCGUCACCUUCUUCGAGAUCCUGUCCCGAGAGCUGGAUGACAAACAGGACCGCCUCCUCAAAGUGCUCUUCCUAAUCCUCGGAUACGCUGUGCUGGCCGCUCUCGUCUUUGUCAAGUGGUGACGGAAAGGAAGUCGCAGACUCUCAUGACGAUACCAAAGUAAACCCUGUAGCUGCUUUCAGACACUGGACUCCACAGUUCCUCCGUAUUUUCUCAGGAGGAAGUGCAUGUGAACACAGUUUCUACGUCUUUGUCCACCAGGACUCCUGAUUUAAUGUCUUAAUAAAUGUCUGUUUAAAUUCAGGAGAGAUUGUGGGGAUAAGAGCUGAUGACGGUGUCAGGUGAUGUAAACAUGAUCACAUGAUCUCUGUAGGGGGGUAAUUGGAACUGUAUUUUGAAAAUCACAAUCAUUCAGUCACAUGUUCACAUCGAUCCACCAUCAUGAGACCCUGCAGCUGGAACGGAGCGAACAUCUGGUCGUCAGAGUGACGGAGAAAAUACAAACUAUUCCUUUAUCUGGUCUUUGAAUAAAGGCGGAAACAUCUGGAGCAGCUGGAUGAAGAGUCUUUGAGUCUUUGAACGUGAGGUCAGCUCAUGUUUCUCUGAAGUUUCAUAAAAACAAGUUAAAUCUUAACCUUUAUUUCCUCGUGGAUUCAAAGAUGAUUUUUUAAAUUUAAAAUCUUGUCGUUUACGUUUCCUUCCCAGUGGUUUUCUUCUUUACUGGUUUUGUUGGUGAGUUCUUCUGUCACUGUGAAGUCAUUUCAUCCAGAGGCUAGUAAUAUUAUUAUGUAAUAUAGAUAUUAUACGUGUGAUAGAGUCCAGUCACAGAAGGAUCAGUGAGGCUGAGCUCAAGGGAUCAUGUCAUAUUCUGACCUGUAACUGUGAUCAGUAAACCAAAAACAUUUCAGACUGAGUUCAGGUUUGACUGGAGACACAGCAGGUCAUUGAAUAUACAGGUGUACCUAAUAAACUGACCUGAGUUUAUAUUCAUGCUGUAGUGAAGUGAUUCUGCAGCUUGACUCUUUAAUUUAUUAAAACCUGCUGAUAACAAACUAAAACUCUGAAAACAGAUUUAAUCCAUAGAUGUAACGAAUCACUGGUG